This is a messenger RNA of Neodiprion fabricii, 3689 nucleotides long. RefSeq lists its product as uncharacterized. The record is from RefSeq and is a predicted model, not a curated record. Lineage: Eukaryota; Metazoa; Arthropoda; Insecta; Hymenoptera; Diprionidae.
UUAAGGAAAGAAUAAGAACCUGGGAUCCACUUGGCCUCUCCUCAGACCACGCGAGGGUUCGAUUGCAAAUCGAUUAUCUAUAGAAAACAGUUUCUAGUUGUUUAUAAGGUGAGCGAAAAUAGAAAAGUAGAGAAAGGAUUGUGUAGCACUGCGUUCCCGAGCCAGAAAUGUGUAGGUAUGGUUAUUUAUGCUUUACGUGCAGGACAACUGCACAAGCGAUAUCAUCGGGACACGCGAUGUCGCCGAAACCUCUCACGCCUAUUCUAUCUAGUCUUGGUCGUGCCUUUGCCUCGACCCUAAGCCUUGCCACAGGAAACUAUUCUGCCAAGUGGGUGCUGGAUGACUGUCGAAAUCUUUUUUUUCGCUGUCUAGAUCAGCAUUUACUAGAAAAAAGUACUUCAAGGCAUCUGACCUCCGUAACAAGUGUACUAACCUCACUGUGAGACGUCAUGUAAUAUCUCGCCUAUUCUCUAUGUGAAACUUGAACAUUUAUGACUGAUAAUUCAUCGUUUCCGGUUUGAUUUGUGAAAAUGACGGGAACCGUGAGUUUUCUCGAAAAAUCCUCCAGCCGGGAUUCUCGACUAGAGGAUAUCGCGUCGGUUGAUAAGGAGGAACGGAAAUCACCGUUCAUGCGGGAACUUGGCGAGAGGAAGGAAGCUUCGAGGAAAGUCAGCCUCUUCACGAUCUACGCGAAGAUCUUCCGGGUUAUGCUGGCCAGGUGGGUCCAGAACACAGAUCCUAACGAGGAAAAACAUGUGCGGGAAUUGGAGGAACUUGUUCUACCGAGCAAUGAGGAGUGGCGUCGUCAAGUUUAUUAUCGUCUGGUGGAUCUGCAGCGUGAAAUCGACGCCGAAGGUGAAGCUGUGGAGAUUUUUAGAAUCAAGAAUAGGAUGACAGAUUUCGAGUUAAACGCGAGUUUCACUCUAAUAAUUAUACUCUUUAACUCCGGUACCCACUGUCACUGUCAAUCUCCCAGGAUGGAGGCUGACGCGGAGAAAGAGCCAAAGGACAGCAAGGAAUGGGAAUGGCAGCCAACGCCGGGUGCCAAUGGAUAUCCUUUGCGUCCGAAAGGACGAAGGGAUACCUCGGCUGGUUCGUGGGAGGCAAUCGUAAGCGCUGGUGGCUCAAUGACGGAGGCUUGUAUCCAGCCGGGAUGGCGAGUCGGCGAUUUAAUCCUCGCAUCGAAAGUCCUUCAGAAACAAUCCUCACCACCGACGUACACUGACGAAGCAGAGAUGCGACGGGUCUUCGGGCUUGUUUACGACGUGCUACGAUACAAAAAUAUUCUCAAUCAUGCCCUGGAGGAUAUUGGCUUCUGGUAUCAUCACCCGGAUUACAAACAUGAGGAGAGAAUCGUUUGGCUCCUUCUCUACGACAUGCAGGGUCGUAAGUUUGGUCGCCGGGGUGAGGUGAACGAGGUGGCUGAGCGCGAAAAGGCCUUCCAAGAAGCCGGUCUCAAAGAGAUCGAGGACGCUUUGCUCAAGGCGAAGACGCGCUUAGCCGCGAGUGUAUCGCGGCUCCGCAUAGGUGGCUCAGCCCUCAAUUUGAGCGAACUACUACCGCAGCACCUUCGAACCGCCGAAGGCGUGGUUUGGGGUGAAAACGGAGCCGUAGCGUCCGGCUGGGUAAACACCCUCAAAAUAUCUAGUAAGGAAGAAUUCAUCCGGGAAAUGACCGGUCUGGGAUUGACCCUGUGCACGGACUGCUCCGCGGAGGAAAUCGACGAAGGAACAUUCCGGUUCGAUUCGACGUGUCCGAAAGUCGUCAACUUCCACGACGCUGCUCGAGAGACCAUUGCGAGGUCCGGCCUCGUUCGAAGUUAUCAAUUUGUUUUCAUGGAAAGGUCGUUGUGUUUAGGCGCAGCAGCGUUAGCACAGGCAGUGAGAAUGGGCCACCUCUGUGGUCCAGUAGUCCUGACUCAUGCCCUAGCGCCAAGACACACUGGCUACCUGGCGGGCCUCCUCGCAGACAUAGACGACGCUGGUCGACUCCUCGCAUUCGGUACAGGUCAACUGCGGCGAGAGUACGAGACGUAUCUCCGAAAUCUUGGAGUGACGCUUCAGCAGUCCGUGUAUUCGCUGAGUCGUAAAUCGCACUGGAUUACUUUCUUCGCACUUCUUACGCUCUGGCCAACCGGAUAUGAUUGUGGAUAUUUUGUUAGGUACACCUCGCCUCCGGCUUCCGCAGAACUGGAAAGGGCUACCAUAGUAUUGGCAACUCCACCAUGCAGCUAUACCGGUAUACGGGAUGCCGUUGAUCUGGCUGUUGCUCGAGGCGGUGAAACGCUAUUGUUGGAAGCCCUGACUGACAUCGACGGCGGACUUAGACAACCGCACACUCUGCUUGCCGAGCAGUUGGAAACCCUAAGACACGCUUUGACGAGGCCCAAUGUUCAGCUUCUGAUUUAUCAGGCGCACAGCAUUCUCCCUGCUGAAACGACGGAAAUGGUAGAGCAGGUGACACAGUACGCGAAUAGAAUGGCUCUUGAGAAAUACAUUCGUGAGCACUCGCCCAAAAGAAAAUUCCCAAGUAAAGAGGCUGGUAGUAGAAGCGCUAGGUCUAUCAAAUCCAGUAAGCGUAGUCAGCUGGCUCUUGAACUUCCCAAAACACAACCGGAAGACCGAAGAUCGACUUCAGUUUAUGACGAUGAGGACGAAGUCUCUAUAUCACCCUCGAUAGAGGACAAGGUGCCGGACAGCGAUUUGUUCGAAUUUGGUCAAGUCGAUGAGUUGUGCGGCAAGUCAUCAGAUAAAUUAGUGGACGGAGGCUGUUAUCUUGCACUGAUACGACGCAAGGAGAUGAUGCAGUUCAAUUCUCUCUUCAUGAUCAAAGUUGCCGAAGCCAAAGGUCUGUUCGGGGAUCCGAACAAGCAGCCUGCGCAACCAAAAGAAGAGCAGCAACCAUUACCGGUGCGACAAAGUUCACAGCAGAGUCGCAAGGGCUGCAAGCGUAACAAAAUUCAAAUGGAUCGGAUAGCAGCUCCAACGUUUUCAUCGAUGGUCAGAAACUUUCGGCACAACAGCACCUGUCCUCGCCAUAAUCAUCACGUUGCACACGAUGAGAGGAUAACUUUUGAACAGGUACGUGACGCCCGGCGUCGCGACGCUCGUCGCUGGUGGGACGAGCUGGCACCAUACUUGCUUCGCUCCUCGCCAAAAAUUCGCAAAUCUUCCGGCUUCCGAGCGACGCGAACUGACCCUAAAACAAGGAAGAUCUUCUACUCGCUCCACGUCGAGGAGAUCUCCUACAUGCAAGCGACUGGCACUGUUUUGAGCGCCUGACCAGUCUACGAGAGACUUUCAUUGUGGCUGCGUGAAUUGAUUACAAAAAAUAUUUGGACGUUUAUCCAACGUUUAGGGUUUUUUUUUCUUGAAUGGUUUCAACAGCGUUGGAACUGAGCUACAGAUGCAAAAACUACUAUUUCCGUUAUGAUCACCUUUUAUCCCUCACCUCACUUUUCCUCCAUCAUAGAUUCAGCGAGGUUCUCGGCUGUAGGGUUACGUUUUCGACAUCUGCAAGUGACCUGCAUCUUGUCCAAUAUUACUGCGAUUUAUAACUGAGAGAUCGGUUGAGUAAUAUUCAACGUUUCCUGAUACCAUAAUGGUUCUACGAUGUAAAAUACCCGAUGAACGUAUAUUUCGCCAAAUUGGUGGAGCAAUAAAAACGUGUAUUUAGUGCAGAUACGAGGA